This is a messenger RNA of Camelina sativa (false flax), 819 nucleotides long. The record is from RefSeq and is a predicted model, not a curated record. Lineage: Eukaryota; Viridiplantae; Streptophyta; Magnoliopsida; Brassicales; Brassicaceae.
AUGGCCGAAGAACAGUGGGACAUCCCUCAAGCGAACUACCUUUCCUUGGGAAUCGGACCUAUUGAUACGACGGCGGCUAUCUCUCCGACCAAGAAGAAAGCAGGAAAACCUCUACGCCUGUUUGGAAACUCGAUAUUUCCAGCAGAGUCCUCUUCCGAUGACACGGACAUGGCUCUCGUUGACGUUACAACAUCUUCGGAGAAGGCCCUUUCCUCGUUCGAAGUCGAGCUCGAGUCCUCGGAGGAAACACAUAACGAGGACUCUGUCUCGUUAGAACUCUCUUUGGGGAUUUCAGGAAGCUGUAGUACUAUUAACUCUAAUGUUACUUGCGCAGGAAUCAAGAAAAAUAUAACCAAAGAUGCUAGAAAGUCUAAGAAGAGGAGAUCACUUUCUAAAGAGGAGAAGCGAGCUGCAAGAGUCUUAGCGGAAGUACCACAUCCCCAUCCAUGGACCAUGGCCAAGACUCUGUCCGUCAGCGAUGUCAAUGGUCUAAGCCGACUUAUGCUGAACACAGUGGACGCCGAAACCCACAUCGUUAGUUAUCUCCCUACAGAUGUCCAAGAGAACAUCCAACAAGGAAUUGGAAUCGAGAUCACAGCUUACGACCAAGAAAAGGGAACUGAGCACAAGUUGGUUUUCAAGAGACACGUCAAUACAUCAAAAAGCUAUGUUUUAAACGGUGGCUGGUCUGCAGUGUUUUCCAAGAAGAAAAAAUUGGUGGAAGGAGACACGAUUGGACUCUUCUGGAAUAAUACUAACUCUAGGCUCCACGUUGGUGUGCUUCAGAGAAAGAAAGAUGAGAAAGAUCUAGUUUGCUGA